AUGCCGCGGCCGAUCCUGAAGACGCUGUCGUCGUACGCAAGCCCUUUGCGGCCGUCCGGCAGUACACCGAAGAAAGAGCAAAAGCGGGCGUCCGCUCGGCGAUCGCUGGACGUCAGUCGGCACGUGACGUUUUCGCCGUUUACCAAAUUACGAGGAGAUCCGCCGACCGACUUGGGCGCGCCCUCCCACACGGAUGGACAGAAGACGAUGGGGUCAUUGGCGUCGGGGUUUACGUUCAGUAGCGCCACACAAGUAGAGAGACAGAGACAAUUGCGGCAAAAAGAAAAGCUACAGACGAUGCAGAUGUUGUACAAUGCAGCGAAGCGCAGACCCCGCAGUAUCAAGUCGCUCUUGCUGAAGAAUGUGCCAGGCCUUGAGUGUGUGUACAAUAAGGUGAGCGAAUGGCUGGACUACGUCCGAGUUGUGCGCGAAUCGAUGCCGUGGCUGGAACGCCCACGUCCGAAGCGACGACCAAGAAGAAGAAGAAGACUGCUCCGAGGUUUGAGCCCUGCAUCGAACAAUGCCAAUCGCAGGCGUCUUCAGCAGCAGCAGCAGCGUCCGCAGUACUCGAUUGUGACGACCCACCCAAUCCUGCUGCCACCCGUAUUCAUGCCGUCCAGAGGCAACAGCGGUAAACCGCCGGCGAUUGUAUACAGCUCGCCGCAACCAGAUCUUACGCCAGCUAAUCGAGGAAGUUUUGCAAAUCUGCUUCGUCGAAAAGGCAUUCCAGUGGAUGAAGACGAGCGUCAGGCGAAACGUGCGAUCGAUGAGGAUCUACUCGGCGUGAGACAGGUAUCGAAACGUCGUCGUACCCGUUAG
Molecule: messenger RNA, 819 nt
Organism: Hyaloperonospora brassicae
Lineage: Eukaryota; Oomycota; Peronosporomycetes; Peronosporales; Peronosporaceae
Source: the annotation of a GenBank genome assembly